UGAGGCCUAGUACCUGUGGUUGCCUGGAUACCAGUGAGGCCUAGUACCUGUGGUUGCCUGGAUACCAGUGAGGCCUAGUACCUGUGGUUGCCUGGAUACCAGUGAGGCCUAGUACCUGUGGAAGCCUGGACACCAGCGAGGAUCUUUCUGCCAUAUUGCCUGUGGAUUAUAAAGGGACCAGGAUGAUUCUCCAUAUAUGAUUGUUGACUACCUGAGAGUCAGUGAGGAAACUCCUUUAUAUCCAUUUAAGGAUUCACUGAAGAACGAAUUUAUGAUGCUCCAUAGAAGAUUUACUACAAUGCAGUUUCCAAUGGUGAAUUUCACAUCCACCUCAGAAAAUGUUACCCUGAUGUCCUCUGGCACCGAAAGAGUUGAUUUUACCACCAGAACUCUCCUUGUGAUCUUGACCUUUUCGUUUUUCGCCUUCUUCCUGUACAUCAUCACUAUUCUGCUCAAGGUCUUCUUCACCGCUCCGCACAUGCAGGAGAACUCUCGAUACGUCCUCUUUGUUCACAUGCUCAUCAAUGAUACGUUGUACCUCGCCUUGGGAAAUUUCCUUUUGGCGACCAUCAUGUAUUCUGUAUACCUCCCUGUGCCCGUCUGUUACCUCUUUCAUAGUGUGGCCAGCUGUUCUUUUCGAGUGACCCCAUACAACCUGGCCAUCAUGUCUCUAGAACGCUACAUAGCCAUAUGUUUCCCAUUGAGACACUUUGAGUUUUGCACAAGAAAAAGAGCUAAAUCGGCAAUCCUUGUGGUCUGGGUCGUAGGAUUCUCUCCAAACAUUGCAGACUUCACAGCCGUAAUCUACUCAACCAAAAGAACUUUUUAUUCCCUUUAUGUGUUUUGUGAUCGUUCAAUGUUGGUAAUUAGUCCUCUACAAAAUGUGAUUAGGUCCUUCACCAAUAUCCUCAGCUUCACCAUUGUGGCCUUGAUCAUUGUAUUUACUUACAUUAAAGUCAUGCUAGUUGCCAGGAAGGUCGGUUCUGGUGGCUCAUCAGCCCAUAAAGCUGGUAAAACAGUGAUGCUCCAUGCCUUCCAGCUCCUGUUAUACAUGGCCUCCUUCAUCUCCACACUAACCGAGACCUAUUUAUUAAAUUAUAUCACUUACUUAGUCAUUUCUAACUUUAUUAUGUUUACUUGUUUGCCCAGACUCCUCAGUCCUAUCAUCUAUGGUGUAAGAGAUGAAGUUUUUCGUAAAUAUAUAAGAAAAUUGUACUCAAUAAAAUUAUGA
Hyla sarda is the source of this 1231-nucleotide messenger RNA. Its product is annotated as odorant receptor 131-2-like. Gene Ontology annotation, biological process: G protein-coupled receptor signaling pathway. Gene Ontology annotation, cellular component: membrane. The record is from RefSeq and is a predicted model, not a curated record. NCBI's taxonomy places the organism in Eukaryota, Metazoa, Chordata, Amphibia, Anura, Hylidae. The transcript has 2 exons. Gene Ontology annotation, molecular function: G protein-coupled receptor activity. The coding region runs from base 197 to 1231 and encodes 344 amino acids.